UUUUUUUUGGUUUAUAGAUGAGAAUGCAUUUUACAUAAUUGAUUGACAAUCAUAAGAGAAGAAGGGGGCAAACACUCACACGCCGACGAAUCACGGUUGCAUGCCGCCGGUUGUUAAUUCCUCAAUUUCCCGACACUUGUCAAUCAAUUUAACAUGUUUCUUCGAAGAAUUGUUGCUACAUUUCCUCAAUCAAAAAGGUUCUUCACCUCUUCUGUUACUCAUGAUUAUGCAAGUUCUAUUCAAGAACUCAAUAAGGAAAUGGAAUCUGUAUUUGGGGAACUUCCACCAGAUGGACUAGCGAGCUCUGUCAGCGGAAGUUGUGAGAAUAACAAACCCCAUUUGUCAUCUCGAAGCACUGGUGAAAGUUCUUUUGAACUGACUCAUACUGGAAAUUCAGGGGAAGCUCAAAUGGUAGAUGUGUCUCCAAAAGAAAGUAGUCAGAGAAAUGCUACUGCUGUUUGCAAAGUAAUACUUGGAAAGAAGGUGUUUGAUUUGGUAUUGGCCAAUCAAAUGGCAAAAGGAGACGUGCUUACGGUGGCGAAAAUAGCUGGCAUAACUGCAGCAAAACAAACUAGUAACCUGAUUCCAUUGUGCCAUAACAUAGGCCUUACACAUGUGCAAGUGGAUUUGAGAUUGAAUCAUGAGGACUUCAGUGUAACAAUAGAAGGUGAAGCUGCUUCAAUGGGAAAAACUGGGGUUGAGAUGGAAGCAAUGACAGCAGUGUCUGUCGCAGGGUUAACAGUGUACGAUAUGUGCAAGGCUGCUUCAAAAGAUAUAACAAUUACAGAUAUAAGACUUAAGCAUAAAUCUGGUGGAAAAAGUGGGGAUUACUCCUGGGGACAAUAAUGGUUUUGAAGCAUUCCAAUUGUUAACAACACACCAACAAUGCUAUUCCAAUAGAGUCUUGAAUGUGGGUGCAUCAAAAUUGGGGCUAGCUUUGAUGAAGCAUAUUUUGUUAGCCGACCUUUUACUUGUCCUACUGUAUACUUUGAAAAAUUUCAGGUAAAUUAUGGUAGAUUUUGAUUGCCUCCUAUUACAUGGUCACCCCAUAAAUUAGGAUUUAACUCAGCAGUUUAUUUAGAAUUUUAAAGAUAGUUUGAGUAAUAAUAUCAAUAGUUGAUAAAUAAAUCAAUGGUUCAUGUUACAUGCACAUGCAUAACAAAUUAUAUAUGCAUUAUAUAA
Cicer arietinum (chickpea) is the source of this 1182-nucleotide messenger RNA. Its product is annotated as cyclic pyranopterin monophosphate synthase, mitochondrial. Gene Ontology annotation, biological process: Mo-molybdopterin cofactor biosynthetic process. NCBI's taxonomy places the organism in Eukaryota, Viridiplantae, Streptophyta, Magnoliopsida, Fabales, Fabaceae. The record is from RefSeq and is a predicted model, not a curated record.